UACUUCACCCUUUGGCCAUUGGCAACAGUUUGGACUUUAGCUUGUGCCACAAUAUCCAGCUGUGCAUCCCUGCUGGGUUUUCCAAGAAGUUGAGGAUGUAGGAGGAAUCACCCUGAAGCUUUGGAUCAUGUCACCCGACUGUCUGCUGUGGACCUUUGCUCUACCAAAGACCAUUCAUUCUGCUUAAUUCUGUGUAGCUGCUAGCAUUACUGCUUUGGAGGAAAUGUAUAUAAGAAGGAAGCGACUGCAGCUGAGCAGGGUUUUGUUUCUUCUCUGUGGGGUUUUUCUCUGUACCCUCUACCAGAUGACCACCAGUGCCAGACUGCACAAACCUUUCCACCUGCCUCAGGUCGGAGAGGAUUUUGGAGAAGGUUCGACAGAGGAGGUUGAGGAGACUACAGCAGAGACUCAGGUCCGAGAGAAGGUUCUCACCGCGACACGUGGAUUGGAGAACGCAGAUCAAACAACACCAGAUAUGCUUGUGGUUGAUUCUUUUGUUACCACUUCAGAUUUGAAUGCAUCCAUCACCACUGAAUCUCCGACAUCCUCAACCACAAAACGGACUUUUGUGCAUUGCAUCUUUGUGGCCCCUGAUCCUCCACAGGAGACCCCGACACCAGCUCCAGCCCCUCCUGUGACAACCUCCACUCCUCCUCCUCCUGGUGAAGCUCCUCACAUUAAGGGGGAGUACCCUGAAGAUAUCUUUUCUGUUGAAGACCGCAGACGAGGUUGGGUGAUCCUUCACGUUAUUGGGAUGAUGUACAUGUUCAUGUCACUUGCCAUCGUUUGUGACGAGUUCUUUGUUCCUGCUCUGGGAGUAAUCACAGACAAGUUAGCCAUCUCUGACGAUGUGGCAGGAGCCACCUUCAUGGCUGCGGGUGGCUCUGCUCCUGAGCUUUUCACCUCCUUGAUUGGAGUCUUCAUCGCCCACAGUAACGUGGGCAUCGGCACCAUUGUUGGCUCUGCAGUUUUCAACAUUUUGUUUGUGAUUGGAAUGUGUGCUUUGUUUUCGCGAGAGGUUCUUCGUCUAACCUGGUGGCCACUUUUCCGAGACGUGUCCUUCUACAUAUUCGACCUCAUCUUACUCAUCAUCUUCUUCUUGGAUAAUGUGAUAAUGUGGUGGGAGAGCGUGAUGCUGGUGACCAGUUACUCUCUCUACGUGAUCUUCAUGAAGUUUAAUGUGCAAUUAGAGCGAGCCUUCAAGACCCAACUCCACAAACACAAGAACAUUGUCAGAAUUAUAGCCGUGGAGGAAUCUGAAAAGAUAAAUGGGAACGCAGAAGAUAAUGCCCCUCCUCCUCCAGAUGACAAGAAUCUUUUAAAGCUGAAGCCUUCCCUUCAGCGAGGGGGAAGUUCAGCUUCUUUACACAACAGCACCAUGAGAAACACCAUCUUCCAGCUCAUGAUCCACACAUUAGACCCUCUGGGGGAGGGGAAAUUUAACGAUAAGGCUGACACUCUGAAUAAUGUGGCUAGACGGACAGCAGAGAGAAAAACUCAGGACAAAAGUGAAGAUGCUGUGGGGAAAACAGAGCAGACAAAAGAGUCAGAGGCUGCCCCCGCUGCAGAAACGAAGAAGAAGGAGCAGCCAGAGGACAAGAAGGAGGAUGUGUCAGGAGGAGGACGUGAGGAUGGGUCAGGAGACUCAGGAGACUCUGACAGUGAUGAUGAUGAUGAAGACAGUGAUGAAGACAGUGAUGAGUCCAGUGAAGACGAAAGUGAGGAGGAGGAGGAGAAAGAAGAGGAGCCUCUGUCUUUAAACUGGCCCGACACACCACUGAAGCAAGCCACCUACCUCGUCCUGCUGCCCAUAAUCUUCCCUCUGUGGCUCACUGUUCCAGAUGUCCGCAACCAGAAAUCCAGAAAAUUCUUUGCGUUCACUUUCCUGGGCUCCAUUCUGUGGAUUGGUGUUUUCUCCUACCUCAUGGUGUGGUGGGCCCACCAGGUGGGUGAGACCAUCGGCAUCUCAGAGGAAAUUAUGGGUCUGACGAUUCUGGCUGCGGGGACAUCCAUCCCCGACCUCAUCACCAGUGUGAUUGUGGCACGUAAAGGCCUGGGGGACAUGGCUGUGUCCAGCUCUGUGGGCAGCAACAUCUUUGACAUAACUGUGGGUCUUCCAGUCCCAUGGCUCCUGUACUCGUCCUUUCACGACUUUGCUCCAGUGGCUGUCAGCAGCAAUGGACUCUUCUGUGCUAUUGUGCUUCUCUUCAUCAUGCUCCUCUUUGUCAUCAUCUCAAUUGCAUCCUGCAAGUGGAGUAUGAAUAAGGCUCUGGGUUUCACCAUGUUCCUGCUCUACUUUAUCUUCCUGGUUCUUAGUGUGAUGCUGGAGGAUCGCAUCAUUACCUGCCCUGUGUCCAUCUGAGGGUGUGAUCAGAAAGAGACUUUUAAUCCCGACAUGUGCUGAUCUCAUGAAGGAUGGACAGCUACUGGAGGUGCUUUGCAUUGCCGACAGUGGUCUGUUUGAUAUGUCAGCAGAAAUUAACACAACAUUUUCUAAUACUUCUUACUUCUAGUAAAAAGUGCAGCUUUAACAUAUUGUUUAAGAUUAUAUCAGAUUAUCCACAUUUUUGUGUAAUAAAGUUUGACAGAACGAACACUAGCAGGUAUAUAAAUAAAUUCCUCUUUUUAGAAAAUAGAAGAGACUUAAUUUUUAGGUUAUAUAGAGUUUUUUGAAAAGCUAUGAAGUUUGUAAAUUUGAUUUUUUUUUUU
This is a messenger RNA of Labrus mixtus (cuckoo wrasse), 2709 nucleotides long. RefSeq names its product sodium/potassium/calcium exchanger 1-like. The coding region runs from base 224 to 2362 and encodes 712 amino acids. NCBI's taxonomy places the organism in Eukaryota, Metazoa, Chordata, Actinopteri, Labriformes, Labridae. Gene Ontology annotation, molecular function: calcium channel activity; calcium, potassium:sodium antiporter activity. The transcript has 10 exons. Gene Ontology annotation, cellular component: membrane. Gene Ontology annotation, biological process: long-term synaptic depression; intracellular calcium ion homeostasis; long-term synaptic potentiation. The record is from RefSeq and is a predicted model, not a curated record.